Messenger RNA from Pteronotus mesoamericanus, 2261 nucleotides. RefSeq names its product TNF receptor superfamily member 1A (gene TNFRSF1A). Gene Ontology annotation, cellular component: signaling receptor complex; membrane raft. Gene Ontology annotation, biological process: tumor necrosis factor-mediated signaling pathway; prostaglandin metabolic process; inflammatory response. NCBI's taxonomy places the organism in Eukaryota, Metazoa, Chordata, Mammalia, Chiroptera, Mormoopidae. The record is from RefSeq and is a predicted model, not a curated record. Gene Ontology annotation, molecular function: tumor necrosis factor receptor activity; tumor necrosis factor binding. The transcript has 10 exons. The coding region runs from base 287 to 1570 and encodes 427 amino acids.
UUGCGACACCCAACUGCCUUUCUCCCUUCCCCUCCCACCUCCUCUAUAGGUCUCGAAGUCCCAGUCCUCUGAGACUCAGGCUUCAGUUCUGGCCUUCAGGGCUUGAGACCCCAUGAGACAAGGGUGUGAUCUUCAUCCGAGUCCCAACCCUUAACUCCCUUGCCCAAGGCCUGGGCUCUCCUUGGGACCUCCCGACCGACUCAUCCCGGGGCCCUGUCGCUGCUACUCCACCUGCGGCCUUUGCCUGAGCCCUGAUGGGGGAGUGAGAGGACUCAGCUGGCCGGACAUGGGCUUCCCCAUCGUGCCUGGCCUGCCGCUGCUACUGGUGCUCCUGACUCUGUUGGUGCAAAUAAACCUCUCAAGGGUUGGUGGACUGGUCCCUCGCUCCAGGGACCGGGAAAAGAGAGAAAGCCAGUGUCCCCAAGGAAAAUACCCCCACACUCAUAAUAAUUCUAUUUGCUGUACGAAGUGCCAUAAAGGGACCUACCGGUACAAGGACUGCCCAGGCCCAGGGCUGGACACGGACUGUAGGGAGUGUGCACAUGGCACCUACACUGCUUCCGAGAACUACCUCACACAAUGCCUCAGCUGCUCCAGGUGCCGGACAGAAAUGGACCAGGUGGAGAUUUCUUCAUGCAGAGUGGACCAGGACACCGUGUGUGGCUGCAAGAAGGAACAGUAUCGGAAAUAUUGGAAUCUUACUCUUUUCCGCUGCCUGAACUGCAGCUCCUGCCUCAAUGGCACUGUGCAAGUCCCCUGUAGUGAAAGACAGGACACCAUAUGCUCCUGCGACGCAGGGUUCUUUUUAAACAACAAGAACAAGUGCAUGGACUGUGCUUACUGUAAGAACAUGGAGUGCAUGAAGUUGUGUGUCCCACGUGAAUAUGUUUCGACACCUCCGGCCUCAGACACCACAGUGCUGUUGCCCCUGGUGAUCAUCUUUGGUCUCUGCCUUUUAUCCGUCCUCUUCUCAGUUUUAAUAUGCCGUUUCCCACGGUGGAAGCCCAAGCUCCAGGCCAUUCUUUGUCCUGAAGCGAUAUCUACAAAAGAGGAGGUAGCCAGCCCACACCGAGAAUUCAGCUCUCCUACAACCUUCCCCACCUCCCCAUCAUGUCCUACUCCCUUCAAACCCGGAGAUACUUCAAAGCCCAAAGAGAUGGUCUCAUACCACCAGAAAAUGUGCCUUCUCCAAGAAGAUCUAGCCCGCAAUCCCACCUCCACCUUUCAUAAUUGCGAGGGCAGCACCUACAUGCAGAGCCAAGCUGACCCAGCGAUGCUGUAUGCCGUGAUGGACUGCGUGCCCCCAUUGCGCUGGAAGGAGUUCGUGCGGCGGCUGGGGCUGAGUGAACACGCGAUCGAGCGGCUGGAGCUGCAGAAUGGACGCUGCCUGCGCGAGGCGCACUACAGCAUGCUGGCGGCCUGGCUCCAGAGCAGGCCACGACGGGAGGCCACGCUGGAUCUUCUGGGCCAAGUGCUCUGCGACAUGGACCUGCGCGGCUGCCUGGAGGAAAUAAAGGCUACCCUGCGUGGCCCCGCCUCCCUCUCGCCGGAGACCCACCUUCUCAGAUGAGGCCACGCCCCCUGGGAGGGGCCUGCCUUGAGGACAGCCGUUUCCUGCCCUAGGGUCCCUAAAGGACCUUGCAAGACGUCUUCUGGACCUUCUUCUUUUUUUUUUUCUGGAGAGGAAGGGUCUUGGAGGGGCAGGCAUGAGCUGGCAGCCAUUACCUUGGUGCUACUCCCUCAAUGUGUGUAGCUUUCUCAGCUGCCUUAGCACUGCUGGAGGGUCAGCUGUGCAUGUGCUCACGCGUGUGUGUGUGUUUGCGUGUGUGUGUGUGUGUGUGUGUGUGUGUGUGUGUGUGUGUGUGAGAGAGAGAGGGGGGUGGAGAGAGAGAUGGGGGGAGAGGGGACAGAUAUAGACUGAUGUGGUGUGUGUGGCUGUGAGGGAGGCUGAGUGUGCCAGGAGCCCAAGCUGGCGGUUGUAGGGAUACGGGGUGCCAUGAUUCAUUGCCUAUUUUGGGCUUGGAGGACCCAGCAAGGAGCUUUAGGGUCCUCUGAGCCUUUUUAAUAGUAGAUAAGCAAUCUUUGUAUCAUUUACGUUAUACUAAUAGAAACUUGGCAUUCCUUUCUUCCCUGCCUGGGCAGGCACAGUAACCUGAAUGGUCCUAAGGUAGGGGACAAGCACAGAACAAUGGGGCCUCUAGUGGAAGCUGUGGACUUUUGUAAAUACACUAAAACUGGAGGAUUAAAGCUAUGCUCCUGGA